AUGAACUUUUUAUCAAACGCUAAAUCAAGAAUAAAUUCGUCGUCAGUACCAAAAUUAGCACCAACUGGAAAAAUAAUACAAGGCGAUCUAAAAACCGUAAUACCAUAUGUUCAAAAUGAUAUAUCUAUAACCAAAGCACAAUUAAAACAAUAUGAAAAUAACGACAUGUAUAGUAAAUUAAUAAAUCUUAUACAGAAGAACCAAAAGCAGAAUAAACAACACUUGGAUGAUAAAUAUAUAAAUCAGAAAGAUUCUCCAAAAUACCAAUGGGCAUUAUUUGAAUUAUACAAACUGGAAUUAGACGAAUAUAGUGAUUUAUUAGACAUGUUUAAGAACAAUUACACUCAUUUAUUAUGUGAUAAUAAUCUACUUAAUUACAAAUUAUCAAAAUCUGCAAAAUCAACAUCUAUUACAUCAUCAACAAGUAUGUUAAAAUCGAGAGACAGUUCAGUUUUCUCAAGAGAUUCCUCGACAUCUUUGAAAUCUUUCAAUGUAGACAUAGACGAUGAUGCUCCCGAUCAUUUAUUAGAUCCAAUAUCAUUUGAAUUAUUCGUAGAACCAGUAAUUACACCAAGUGGUAUAACAUAUGAAAAGAAACAUUUAGUAAGUCAUUUGAGAAAUAAAGGCCAAUUUGAUCCAAUAAGUAAACAAUCACUAAAUCAGAAACAAUUAUAUCCUAACUUAACUAUUAAAGAUUCAGUUGAAGCUUAUAAAGAUCAAAAGAUUAAAGAAAUCAAUGCAGAAAACUAUAUAGAUAUUUGUUAA
Insectozyma verbasci is the source of this 765-nucleotide messenger RNA. The record is from the annotation of a GenBank genome assembly. Lineage: Eukaryota; Fungi; Ascomycota; Pichiomycetes; Serinales; Debaryomycetaceae.